Panicum hallii is the source of this 483-nucleotide messenger RNA. RefSeq lists its product as uncharacterized. Lineage: Eukaryota; Viridiplantae; Streptophyta; Magnoliopsida; Poales; Poaceae. Gene Ontology annotation, molecular function: nucleic acid binding. Gene Ontology annotation, biological process: DNA integration. The transcript has 2 exons. Bases 1 to 483 code for a protein of 160 amino acids. The record is from RefSeq and is a predicted model, not a curated record.
AUGGAGGUUACAACUUCCGCGGCUGACGCAGCGGUAAUCAACUCUGACUGGAGGGUGCCCCUUCUGGCCUACCUCCUCGACAAGGUCCUCCCAACUGAUAGAACCGAGGCACAAAGGAUGUAUCGACACGCCAAGACGUUUCUCGCCAUCGAUGGUGAACUUUACAAACGCAGCCCGUCGGGGAUAGGAAUGCUCAUGAAAUGCAUCCUCACCCAACAAGGCAAGGAACUCCUUCUCGAGAUCUAUCCUGGUAUCUGGGGGCACCACGCGGCACCACAGUCGCUGGAUGCUGUCAAGUUCUUCCUUGACAUUGUCUACCGGUUCAGUGUGCCCAACACCAUCAUCACAGACAAUAGGUCAAACUUCACAGGCAAGAGGUUCUUGGAGUUCGCUGAUGGAUACGGGAUCAGGAUUGAUUGGGCGUCGGUCGGGCACCCACGCACCAACGGGCAGGUUGAAAGGGCGAAUGGAAUGGUCCUUUAG